AAAUAUUUCCAUUUCCAGCCUUUGCAACUACCAGAGCCUCAGAAACAUUUUUAAUCCAUGGUUCUUCUGACCCUCAUCUUAAACACUAAACCAUAAACCCUGUGUGCUGCACAGAUAUGGAGGAUGAGCUGAAGAACUUCCUCAGAGAGAGAAAGGCCCGAGUGGCAGACGACAAAGCCAGUUUACAGCAAGAUCUGCCCUAUAUGGAACUAAAGAGCAGGCCCCAAAGAACCUAUGUGACCACAGUGAAGGAGAACAUCCCUCCCAAAACACAAGCACAAGAAUGUGAGUCGAGUGUGGGGUUGCCUCUUGGCCUAGAGUACGAGAAGAAAAAACAAAAACUGCAACAAGAACUCCGCAUGGACUACAGGCACUACAUCACACAGAAAGCCCAGAAAGACUUUGGGGACCCUGAGCCACUGUCCCUCUGCAAUGACCCGAGACUGUUUAAGCCUUCUCUCAUCCCAAAUGUUCGACCACCUUCUCGGAGAGACGCUGCAACGCUCACAGAGGACACCAGUGGGCAGGAGAAAGCGCCCCCUACAGCUGAUGCUCCCAACAGAGCAGGGAGAUGCAUCGACCUGGAGUCAGAAGAAACACAAAACAUCCAGUUAACAGAGUUAACAGAGAGAACGCAGAAAUAUAAUACUGUGAAGAAUGGGAUCAAUAAGACUGACUGGGAGAAGAGGGAUAUCAAGUUUGGGCGGAGAUCUAAAACAACAUGGAGCGGGGAAGAGGAGUUUGCAACUGGCCUCCUCAUCGGAGCAGCAAACACAGAAGAAAUUUUACAGAUGAAGAAAGAACGCUACAGAAAAGACCUCCAGGAGCAGAUCGCCGAACAACACAGGAACAAGAAAAGAGAGAGAGAACUGGAGCUGAAAGUUGCUGCCACUGGAGCAAAUGAUCCUGAGAAACCGCCGGACCGUAUCAGGGAGUUUGGUCUCCAGCGAAGGAGAGAUGAGAGGAAAGAGGAGAGAAAGGUGGAGAGGAAGGAGGAGAGGAGAGAAGCAGCUGUAGAGACAGACUUCCCUCUUGUUCCUAUGAAUGUGAAGACUGUGGUGGAUAAGGCGACUCCUGCUCCAGAGCUCCCCCGUGUGGCCUUUCAGAGUCCUAUCCUGGGCUACAGCUCUGCUCUGGGUCUGGGAGGACAGGCGCUGUACCCAUUGAACCAGCCAAACGGACUACUGUACCCAAGACCAAUGGACACUCCCAGGAUACCUUUGUACCCUCCCGCACAUCCUUCGUCCACUCUGGGAGAUGUCUACAGAAGAUCUCCUUAUGAAAAUCCUCCUCCUCUUCAUCAUCAUCACUACUACAACAGGAACCCACUGGAACCACAGACUCCAUACUAUAACCAUUUAGCCAUCCCUGGUGGGGUUCAUGUGCCUUACUGGAACUUACCACCUGGAGGUGCUGUCUCCAGUCACUAUGGGAACCACAGUCCUCACAGUCAGCGCAGCGAGAGCACUUUCCCAGACCCUCCACCACAUCCUCCUCCUGAAGUGUCCUCUACAGACUCGUGUGUCGCUCAGUUUCCUCCAGACAAACCAAGGUCAGCUCGAGAGCGAAUCCUGAGCUACGGAGAUGCGCUCAGACAACAGAUCCAGGAACAGCAGGAGCGCAGGCGUGUGGAGCAAGAGGAGAGGGAGAGAUACGAGGCUCAACUGGAGGAGGACCUGAGGAGACAUCAGCCCUGGGGACGAGGAGGAGGAGGAGCCCCCCUGAGGGACAGUGCAGGGAAUCUUAUAGCUGACUUAAAGCAAAUGCACAGGCUGAAUGAGGAGGCGUACAGUCACCCAGAGCAGAGGAGAGCAGCUCUGAUGAGACCAGAGUCUGACCCAAACGAGAGGGUCAAUGGUACAGUUUCUGUGUGCAGUGAGCCAGAUACUAAUGACCGAAUCAAUGGUUUCACUCAUGUGCAGUCUCCCCAGUUUGCUCGUGGUUCUGUGUUUUCUGCCUCACCUUCACAGCAGCAGCUUCAGGAGCAGGACAAGUACAAGGCCUACCUCAAACUACAGAUUGAUGAAAAGAUGCGGAAAAAAGCGGACGAGAGGGAGCGACUGCGCCUGGAGGAGGAGAAAGAGGAAAAGAGACUGGCUGAGCAGAGAGAGAGAAUACAGAAGGAGUUUGAAGAGGAACAGGAGAGGAAGAGACAUAAAGAACAAGAGCAAAAAGCCAAGAAUGAAGAGUUGAUCCAGCUGGCCGAGAGGAAAAGAGAAGUGGAGAGAAAGAAGAAAGAGGAGGAGGAGGAGAGAGAGAGCGAAGCUCUGAGGAGACGACAGGAGAGAGAGAGACAGACACAUGUUACAGAGAUCUGCAGAGAGCCGUCUCCUCCAAUCCCGACUCUACAGAAGAAACUGGGUCUGUCUACGUUCAGUCCUAGACCUCCCACAGUGGAAAGCCAGCAGUCCCUCCCUCUGCUCUCUGAGAGGUCUUUAUCUGGGCUCCAGUCACCCCCUGUCCCUGCACGGAGGAACCAGCUGCGAGCAGCAGAAGAGAAUCGUGAAGUGUUCAGUGAGCUCUCUGCUCUCACGAGGCAGCUCAGGAUUGAACAUAAGAGACUGGAAGGUCGUCUACAACAGGACAGGGAGUGGGAUCUGGAUUCUCCACUCAGCGACAGACAGAGAGAGCGCCCCCAGGUGGACGUGUUUGAUAUGGCACGGCUCAGACUCAGGGCUCCUCUUAGAAGGCCUAGGUCCAGAAACACAGAGCCCAAGAACCUACUGCAGAUACAUGACUCCCUACAGCUAAAGUACAACGAGUCCAAGUUGGGUUCUGGUGAAGCCCCUAAAAAUGUCUACAGAGAUCCAUUCCACAGUGAAAGGUCUACUGUACAGGGAGAAUAUUUUGACUUUUCUCCAACCCAUCACAAUGACUAUUUGCGGAGUGUUCUGGGAGGGUCCUCGAGAUGUUCACUGCUGGAAUCUGAAAGUGCUUUUAUUGAGCCUCUUGGUGAAACAUUCCCUACUCUUCCCUCUCUGGAGCAGAAGAGGGCUCCACUGUCUGCACGAGAGAGGAGGAGACAGGCCAAAGCUCAGCCACAGAAUGUGAAUUCUUCAACCUGUAAAGAGGACCUCCCCCCUCAGACUGGGAGCAGAUUGCAGCGGGAGCAGAGUCACAGGAGAAACCACCGCAACAGGGCAGGGGCCGGUCGCCAUGGUAACACGGAAUCAGUUGUAGAUUCAGAUGAAGACUCUCCUCCUCUUGAUCCAGAGAUAGUUCAGAGAAACACUUGGAGGCACCUGGAGACCUCCAAGUUAGACGGACCCAUCAGGAGAGAUCGCCUGGUCACAUAAUACACUUCAGCCUCUUGACCGAUCAGUUAAGAGUGAGCACCUGGUCACACUGUCUCUUGACCAACCAAUCAGGAGAAAGAGCCUAUAUAGCAAAUUCAUGUUAACACAAAUAGAAGUUUACCUGGCCUUGCAAUUGUAUUUCUCAUAAAAACACAAAAAUGUACUCUGAAUUUUAAAGCUACCCUAUGUAACUUUUUAUGGCUGUUCUACCUCUUGCUUGUCUCCAUGGAGAUGCUUUACCUGGAAUAUUCCAGUAUUGCAUUAUUCAAUAACAGGUAUUAUUGCUCAAAAAUACCUUGGAAAACCAUGCAUUUUUACUAUGGCCGGAGACGCCUCUCCAAAGAUCUGACCAGUAAGUUCGCCCUGAGAUGUUGUGGUUGCUGUUUCUCCAUAGUUUAAUGCCAUACUGUGGAACAUUCUAGGCAACACAAUAAUCUCCAUGGUGACAAACAGGUGGCAGAAAAAAAGCCAAAAAAACAAAAACAAGAUAGUGUUUCAACCAGUGCUUUCAGUGCUUUUACUGAUAGAGGACGAGCUGUAGACCUCUUGCUUAAAAAGCCCUGAGGUGAUCAUUGAUGAUUUGAAGGGACUAGAGCUUGUUUAAAAAUGUGAUGAAUUGAUUUAUGACCACUUCUGAUUAAAAUUGUAAUCUUGUAAUCUGAAAUUAGAAUGACUUUAUAGGCUGCUGUUAUGCCUUCUGUUUAUCCCAAUGGCACAAAGUCAGUUUUAUAUUUAUUUAUGCAGGUCCCAAACACUGUACUUAAUUUAAUUCAAUUGUUCAUUAUCUAAUUUGAAAGCAUUAUUAUUGAGGAAUUGUAUGAACUAUUAUAUACAUUUGCAAUUCAGUGUAAAUAUUUGAUCUCUCCUACUUGCUUAAAAACAUUAAAAUUUCCAUCUUGUGUUUCACUAAAGUCAUAAAAUUCAUUUCAUGUUAUACUUUGUUUAGUAUGACAUUUUUGAUUUUUUUUCUCUUCAUUUUGGAGUAACAUAUCUGCACUGUUUACAUGGACAAUAGUGAAGACACAUCAAUGUGUCUUUAUAAAAUAUUAGAACCAGGAGAAUAUGUCAUCUGCAAUAUGCAGAUAUUCUGACGUAUGCAAGUUUUUUUUUAUGUAAUUAAAUUAUGUUUUUAAUAAAAUUUAUUUUUACUA
Molecule: messenger RNA, 4447 nt
Organism: Periophthalmus magnuspinnatus
Lineage: Eukaryota; Metazoa; Chordata; Actinopteri; Gobiiformes; Gobiidae
Product: centrosome and spindle pole-associated protein 1-like
Exons: 28
Coding region: 117-3296 (1059 amino acids)
Biological process (GO): positive regulation of cytokinesis
Cellular component (GO): microtubule; spindle pole; centrosome
Source: RefSeq, a predicted model, not a curated record